GAGAGGAAUCACUUAUGUAACUAGGACAGCAGAUUUAGUGGAAGGACAGCAGAGGCAGAGAGGCUCAGGAUGGGAGGAGUGGGCUGUCGGCAAGGGCAACAAACCCAAGUGGCUGCCUCUCAUAAGGGUGGCAACAUCCAGGUCCCCUGGGUCCGAGGCUGGAAGAGCCUCUGGUCAGGUGUGGGGACCAUGAGGUCAGGUCUGGAAGAAUUCUGGGAACUACAGGGGCAUCAGUGCCUGCAUCAGGAGACAUUAGAGAAGCCUCUGUCUGAAUGGCCUGUACCUCAGUUCAUCGACCUCUUUCUGCCAGAAUUUCCCAUAAGGCCCAUUAGGGGGCAGCAGCAGCUGAAGAUUUUAGGCCUAGUGGCCAAAGGAUCUUUUGGAACUGUCCUGAAGGUGCUAGAUUGUGCCCAGAAAGCUGUAUUUGCAGUGAAGGUGGUAUCCAAAAUAAAAGUCCUACAGAAAGACACACUGAGGCAGUGCAAAGAGGAAGUUAGCAUCCAGCGACAGAUCAACCAUCCUUUUGUACACAGCUUGGGAGACACCUGGCAGGGAAAACGGCACCUCUUUAUUAUGUGUAGCUACUGUAGCACAGAUCUGUACUCCCUAUGGUCUGCUGUUGGCUGUUUUCCUGAGGUUUCUGUCCGUCUCUUUGCAGCGGAGCUGGUCCUUGUGCUGUGUUAUCUCCAUGACUUGGGCAUCAUCCAUCGAGAUGUGAAGAUGGAGAAUGUUCUUGUGGAUGAACGAGGCCAUCUGAAACUGACAGACUUUGGUCUGUCCCGCUACUUGCCCCAGGGAACCCGAGCCUAUACUAUUUGUGGCACUCUUCAAUACAUGGCUCCUGAGGUCUUGAGUGGUGGCCCUUACAACCAUACUGCUGAUUGGUGGUCCCUGGGUGUCUUGCUUUUCUCUCUGGCAACUGGAAAGUUCCCAGUGGCUGCAGAGAGCAAUCAUGUGGCCAUGUUGGCAAGUGUGACACACUGUGACUCCAAGAUCCCUGCUUCUCUUAAAAAGGAGUUCUCACUCCUACUUCAAGAGUCCCUGAGACCUGAGGCAGCACCUUUGAGGACAUCACACCGGCCUUCAAAGGAUGAAUCUGACACUUUCAGAUCCAGGAAGAGCCUCACCCUGGAGUUGAAGUCUGCAUCCUGAGAAAGAGCCAGUCAAAUGGGGCUAGGUCACCUCUGCCAGGACCACAGACAGCAAGUACCACCUGGGGAGCCCUCACGCCACAAACCCAGAAUUGACUGCUCUAGUGCUGCUCCCUGUGCCUGUCUCACCCUCACCAAGCCCAUGGCUCAGCCAGUCCCCAGGCUUUUUGAGUACUUCGCUUCUUGGACCUUCUUCUGUAGGAGCCAGGUGACCACACUUCAGUCCAGGUCAUGCAGCCUUUUCUACCCUAAGCAGUAGCUCUGCUGUGGCACAAGGGAGAGAUCUAGGGACUCCUUGCCUCACAGUUCUCCAAGUCACUUGGAAUGUAUUAUUUUAUCUUAUGGUUUUAUUGCAUAAGUGAAAAUUUUACCAAACAGUGACAAUGUAAGGAAAUGGAGGCAAGGGAGAGGUGUUUAAAGAAAGGUUAUAGGUGAGCAAGUUUGAUGGCAGAGCAGUUAAAGUAUGAGAAGGGAGAACUCAUGAUAAAAAGGUAUGAUGUGGUCCCCAAGGCAGGCAUGUGGCUCCCAGUAAUUUCCAUGUCUCACAGAAGAUCCCUUAUACUUCAUUUCAGUUAAGUCACAUGUGUAUAUAGAAAAACUGGUUUCCACUGGAAGUUUGCUUUAAGAUUAUAUAUAGUAAUACUUGAAAUCUGGGGUUGUUAGUAGGAUGGGCAUUGUAAUUAAAGGCAGUUGAUAGGUUUUGAUUUCAGAUGGAGUCCCGAGACGGAACACUGUAGAAAGACAUCUCUUCCUCGACAGUAGACUCACUUGUGUAGACCUCACACUGCAUCUUCAUGUGGGAGCCCUCCAGUGAGAAUUGAAAAUACUGGUGUUCAGCAGCACUUCGGUGUUUCUCUACUUUUAAGAUAUUUUCUCUCUUGAUUUUGAUUUUAACUGGUAUCUGUAAAGAAGUUCAGAGGAGAAUCCUCAUGGGUAAUUUGGAAUUUGUAACAACAGCUCUAGGGAAGGAUUUUUCCUGAACAAUGACUUUGUGCUUUAAGUGUGCUGCCACUUGUAGGGUCAGGGCUUGCUAGUCUGUGUCUAUUACCAUGUCAGGUCACUCUUGUACCUUGUUACUGUGACAUUCACUAGGUGCUCUCAGGGACCUGAAUCCUCUGAAGGACAUGUUUGAGACAGUAGCAGUGAAUGAAGUAGUCCAUAGCCCACUUGUUUCCUGUGUUGCUGUUGCCUCUUUUUGGGUAGAAUGUAUUAAAACCCUGCCCUGUGUAUAGAUGCAACACUGUCUGUGCUGGGUGGGCUCUGCACCCAGAACUUCUGAUUCUGACUCAUCUGCUGUCUUUCCCUGCAUGAGGAGAGCCACCUCCCUGCAUCCUGAAGCUGAGGUGGAGGGGAAAAAGAAGAGAGAGCGUGGGUUCAGCCAGGUGGCUCUGGGGAGCUGCAGGGAGAGGAGGUGGCAAACUUCCAAGGGAACAAGAAGCAAAUGAAAAUUUGCUUCUAAUUGGAAGGGUUCAGACAGUUAGGUGGCAGCAGGGCUGCCUCGGGCCACUGCAUCUGCAGGUGUCUCACCACCCCCAGCCCUCUUACCCCUCUCCCUCUCAUGCUUACAGGUUAUUCCGUUCCCUUUCCCUCCUUAGUGCUCACACAUUUCAGACCUCUGAGCAGACAGCAGUGUUCCAGCCUUUGGUUCCCACCAUUCUUGGUGGUCAUCAAGCCUUGGGAUAAACUGUAGCUAGGAAGUAAGGCUUGGUUGCAAAAGGUGACUUUCCUCAAGCUUCACCUCUUCUGCCUCAGCAGUCACUUGGCGGUAAUGCAGGGUGGAGUUUCCAUUUCUCGAUGACCAGGUUCUAAAAUAUUUUCACAUGGAUUUUCUACUAGUAAUGUUACUGUGGUUCUCUGUUUUGAAAUAAAAGUUCUAAAUGGAAAAAAAAGUCUCUGGGGGCUGGAGGUUUAGCUCAGCGGCAUAAGCGCCUGCCUUGCAAGCAGGCAGUCGUGAAUUCGAUCCCUGGUACCGAUAAAAAGGAAAAAGGCAAAAAAAAAAAAAAAAGUCUCUGAUAAAAAUUGUAACUUUCAAAGUAGUUGGAUCGGGGCUGGGGAUUUAGCUCAGCGGCAUAAGUGCCUGCCUUGCAAGCAGGCAGUCGUGAGUUCGAUCCCCGGUACCGAUAAAAAGGAAAAAGACAAAAAAAAAACCCCAAAUAGUUGGAUCCUUAUUUCAUACCAUACCCAAAAUUAAUUCUAGAUAAAAUUUACAUAUGAUAAUCAAAACAUUAAAAUUCUUAGAAUAUCUGGGACUAGGCCUUUAAUCAGGUGAUGGAGGAGACACCUAAAUUAGGAAGGAAAAUGAAAGCACUUGAAACCUUGAUGAAUAAAUUGGUCAAUACAGGUGAGAAAUCUAGAUGCUAUGGCAACUACAUCUUGACGACAUAAAAACUAUGUCUGGGCCAAGGAUAUGGCUCAGCGGCACAGUGCCUGUGUGGAAAGUACAAGGUCAUAAGUUCAGUUGCUGGUACCCACCCAAAAACUUUAUGUCCACACAUACUAUUAUUCAAGUCAGUGGAAAAAAAACAGAUUAAGCCAGGUGUGGUGGCAUGUGCCUAUAAUACCCAUACUCAGAAGGCUGAGGCAGGAGUAUCUCUGCAAAUUCAAGACCAGCCUCAAUUAGAGUGAAAUCCUGUCUCAAAGGAAAAAAAAAAAAAAAGUGAUAGCAGCUAAUGUCUAUAACACAGAGGCUGUACAAAUUAGAACUCUUUUUUUUUUUUUUUUAAUCGGUACCAGGGAUCGAACUCACGACUGCCUACUUCCAAGGCAGGCGCUUAUGCCUCUGAGCUAAAUCCCCAGCCCCACAAGUUAGAAUUCUUUAAAAGGAAUUUGAAGUGAUAAAUUAGACGUAUAACAGUUGGUCUAGAAGGCUUUUUAGAAGACAUUGAGUGCAUAAAAAAAUGCAGAAAUGUAAGGAGGAAUCCAAUGUUUGUAAAGGACCCAGUGACCCCCACCUGUGGUGGGAGAGGAAAGAAAAUGUGAGAGAAAAGACCUGGAAGAGAGGAAGAAUGUAAGUGGAAAAAGGGAGGGAGGAAAACAAUCUUCAAACCCAGACUCCCCAGCUUAUGCAUCAAUUAAUUUGGGGGAAAAAUUGUGAUGUAUGUGUAUGUAAAUAAAGCUACCAUGUGUGUUUUUAUA
Molecule: messenger RNA, 4286 nt
Organism: Cavia porcellus (domestic guinea pig)
Lineage: Eukaryota; Metazoa; Chordata; Mammalia; Rodentia; Caviidae
Gene: Rskr
Product: ribosomal protein S6 kinase related
Exons: 12
Coding region: 70-1152 (360 amino acids)
Biological process (GO): protein phosphorylation
Molecular function (GO): protein serine/threonine kinase activity; ATP binding
Source: RefSeq, a predicted model, not a curated record